This is a messenger RNA of Aphidius gifuensis, 657 nucleotides long. It is a transcript of the gene mRpS17, whose product is annotated as 28S ribosomal protein S17, mitochondrial. NCBI's taxonomy places the organism in Eukaryota, Metazoa, Arthropoda, Insecta, Hymenoptera, Braconidae. Bases 37 to 525 code for a protein of 162 amino acids. Gene Ontology annotation, biological process: mitochondrial translation. Gene Ontology annotation, molecular function: structural constituent of ribosome. Gene Ontology annotation, cellular component: mitochondrial small ribosomal subunit; ribosome. The transcript is spliced from 4 exons. The record is from RefSeq and is a predicted model, not a curated record.
AAAAAAGAUGUAAAAUUUAUAAUAACAAUUGAUAAAAUGGCUGCUGCAAAUGCAGGUAAACAAACAUUAAGAUAUUUAUUGGGCCAAUGUAUGCCAUCAGUAAAAGAAAAUGCAGUGAAAAUAAGAAUUAAAAAAUUGGGACUUGAUGAACGACUUCUUAUGUAUUUCAAUGAAUAUGAAUUUGUUUAUGCACAUGAUCCAAAUAAAAUAUGCAAACCAGGUGAUGUUGUUUUGAUACAAAAUUUGCCAGAAAAAAUAACUCGUCUCAUCACUCACAAGGUUGUUGAAAUGGUUCAUCCUCUUGGAGACGUAACUUGUCCACUGACUAACAAGCCGGUUGUUGUUGGACAAUACAGAGAUGACAUUGAGCUGAUGGAAGAAGUACAUGGUCCAUCUGAAAAUCGUUUUGAGUAUAAAAAACAAUUACCAAGAGGAACUCAAGAAGACAAGAGAGAUUACUCUCACAGAGAGCCUUUUGUUAAGUACCACGAUGAUCCCAACGACCCCCAACCUCAUGCAAUUUAAUUCAAUAAUUAUUAAAACAACACCAAUGUUUCUUGUUACAAAAAAAUAAAAUCACUACUUCAAUUUAAUCAAAUAAAACAUUAUCCAAACUCUGCUUAAAUAAUUCCUGAAAAAUAUCAACGUUUGUUUUUU